CGUAACAAAACGGAGAGACAGCUAUGUCAAUCACUGAUCCUUGUUAGGCUAAAUUGAUUUUUCACAGAAACCCAUUUCGAUUAGCUUUAUCUCGAGCAAUACCCAUUUCUUAAUUUCUUCUUUUUACAAAUCAUGAAAAAGUUCAGGUAUUUCAGGCUGGGACGAAAGCUAGUGAGGGUUUUCAAAUGGAUUAUCCGACCCAGAAGAAAGAAAACACGCUACCACUCCUCGGAUCAUCGGACCCGGCAGAACCCAAUUUCCAAAAUCUGCGAUUUUGCUCAGUACAUGCGACGCCUCUGUUGUUGCAAUUCGGAUUCGGGUUACAUAACACUGGGUCAACAACAUGAUCCGGUACCGGCGGUUCCGAAGGGACAUCUGGUUGUGUACAUCGGACAAUUGGGAGGAGAGCCGAAGAGAGUGGUGGUGCCAGUGAUGUACUUUAACCACCCGUUAUUUGUAGAUUUGUUGAAGGAAGCGGAGCGGGUGUACGGGUUCAAUCAACCUGGUGGGAUCACGAUACCAUGUGAAAUAUCAGAGUUUGAGAGAGUGAGGACUAGAAUUGCUUCGUGGCACCAUUACCGGCGGCGUAAAAGUACGUGGAGGCUGAUACCAUUGUCAUGUCAACAAACCUAAUAGAUCGAUGUUUUGUUGUUCGAUUCAUGACCAAUGAAGAAGCCAAUGAAGAAGAUUCCGUCCACUAGUUUGUGUAAAUACUCGUCCUUUUUUUGUUUUUUUGGUUCAUCAUCUCUGUGCAUUCCAAUCGAACCAAUUCAAGUUUUUUUCCAAUUUGAAACAAAACUUGGUGUUUUGGAAUCAUUUUCCUAUGAAAUGUUUGACGGAGCUGCCGGAACUAGCAAAUUAGUUCACCAAUUCAUGAUUGAUAAUUAUAGUCAUAGAAAUCAUGGGGUAUGAUUUAAACCAACAAUCUUUACCUUGAGUCUUCGGAGGUCAGAGCAAAUUAUUAAAAAA
This is a messenger RNA of Tripterygium wilfordii, 969 nucleotides long. RefSeq names its product auxin-responsive protein SAUR36-like. Bases 133 to 633 code for a protein of 166 amino acids. The transcript has a single exon. The record is from RefSeq and is a predicted model, not a curated record. Gene Ontology annotation, biological process: response to auxin. NCBI's taxonomy places the organism in Eukaryota, Viridiplantae, Streptophyta, Magnoliopsida, Celastrales, Celastraceae.